This is a messenger RNA of Lathyrus sativus (Indian pea), 1530 nucleotides long. The record is from the annotation of a GenBank genome assembly. NCBI's taxonomy places the organism in Eukaryota, Viridiplantae, Streptophyta, Magnoliopsida, Fabales, Fabaceae.
AUGUUUCUCGUAUCUUUUAUCUUCAGUGAUAUUCCUCAAACACUGCAACUUUCAAAACCCUCAAAAAUGAAAACUUUCUCCUCAAUUCAACCACCCCAGAAUCUCCAUUCCGCAUCAUUUUUGUCUUCCACUCCCAAAAGGACUCAAGUUCCUUUCUCUGCAAGGGUUUUCUUUUGUCAGGCAAAGUCUGGAACAAACGAGUCGUUAAACGUAAAAUUUUUGCCUCGGAUGCUAUUAGCAGCAGAAAAAGAAGAAGCCAAGGCUGUAUUGACCUUGUUUUUGAAGAAACAAGGUUUGAGCAAUGCAAAUGCAAUGAAAACCAUCAACAAAUCAGAUCCUUUUAUUGAUCACCUUAUCUCAAAGCUUCACUCUAAGCAUAAAACUUGCUACCUUUCAGGGAGAGAGCUUACAACUCUUGAAAUCAGGGAUGCAAUUAUCUCUUAUCUUGAAUUGCUUUUCGAAGAGCACGGACAUAUUCUAGUGGAUGUAGUGGAAAACUAUCCAAACCCACCUGUUAAGGAUAAGUCAGACGUGCCGAUUCCCCCUCCUAAUCCUAGUCCAGCCAAGAAACGUAAAGCCAUGUCUCUAGUGAGCGGGCUAGACCCUGCUGCGGGAAAUCUUCGUCCUCAUUUUGUUUAUCUCAUGGAACUUGGAAUGGAAAUUGGCCAGAUUAAAACUAUUAUACGCAAGUACCCAGCUUUCGCGAACUAUAGCUUGGAUGGUAAAAUUAAGCCGGUGGUCGAGUUUUUUCUUGAACUUGGAAUGCCAGAAGAACAAAUUCUUAUUAUCCUCAUGAAAAGGCCUCAGUUAUGUGGAAUCAGUCUAUCUGAAAAUCUUAAGCCGACAAUGAAAUUCUUGGAAUCUUUGGGCGUUGACAAGAAACAAUGGGCGAAGGUGAUCUACCGCUUCCCGGCCAUGCUAACUUAUAGCAGGCAGAAGAUUAAUGAAAGUAUAGAUUUUCUCCUUGAAUUAGGCAUCUCCGAAGAGAGCGUUGGUAAGAUCUUAACUCGCUUCCCUAAUAUUGUUUGUUACAAUGUAGAGGACAAUCUCCGGCCAACAGCUAUGUACUUCCGUUCCUUGGGAGUUGAUGUUGGCCUUCUUCUAUUCAAGUGUCCGCAAAAUUUUGGUCUUAGUAUUGAGGCUAAGUUAAAGCCUGUAACGGAAUUUUUCUUGGAGAGGGGAUACACUUUGGAAGAAAUUGGGACUAUGAUUUCGAGAUAUGCCCGAUUGUACACUUUCAGCUUGGCUGGGAGUUUGAUGCCAAAAUGGGAUUUCUUUUUGACUAUGGAUUACCCUAAAUCUGAGCUGGUUAAGUUCCCUAAUUUUUUUGGAUACAAUUUAGAACGACGGAUUAAACCGAGAUAUGCGCGCGUGAAAUGUUCUGGGGUGAGACUAUUGCUGAAUCAGGUUCUUACACUAUCAAGCAGCAAAUUUGAAGAUGUUCUUAAAAAGAAAAUGAAGAAACUGCAAAUUGAUGGUCCUAAAAAGAAAAUGAAGAAACUGCAAAUUGAUGGUCCUAAAAAAAAAUGA